AUGUUCUGCCAGGCACAGCCGGAAGGCGACGAUGGAAAGCCAUUGCCCUUGGAUCAAGAGGCCAACGCCUUGUACCUUCGAAAGAUGGUGGCGCAACUGCGACCAUUGCAUCAGCAGAUCAUCGAAGGUCGCAGCUUCACGGUGACCACCAAAGCCGACGAGGCAGACAUGUUUUACAUCCCCGCCUUUUUCUCAGUCCUCUUCUGGAUCGGCGAUCUGGAGGCGUUGCGCUGUGCUGCCAUGACCGUCCAACAGUUGGCCACGUCGCCGUUCUUCGCCAAGCGCCAGGGCUACGACCAUCUGUUGCUCUAUGGCGUGGAGUUUCAGCACUAUCGCGAUCAGCCUGGCUUCGCCUUGACGGAUUACCAUCCCCUGGCAGCCAAUUGGAUCGUGCUCACGGUGGCUUGCCCGUGGCCUUGCGGCAGCACCAAAGAUUCCCAUGGUCUACGCAGCCGCUUCGUGCUGCUGCCACAUGCUUCACGCCUGCGGUGUCACCGCGGCGUGGCGCCUCGUCUCACCCAUCCCCGACGCUUUCGAAUCGGCUACGUCGGUGCCAUAGGCCCCAAGUUCGAUGAACGGCAGGCAUUUUUCAACGUCACCUGUGACAGCCAACGUUGGUUGCGGACAGAGGAUGGGUGGCAUGAAUCUGCUCCCUGGACUGCCAAGCAUUGGGCCUUGGAUGGCAACAGCACCAUCCUGGAUGCCUUUCUUCUUUCGCGGCGAGGAUAUGAGACCUGCCAGGCAUCAUCUGAGGGAGACAAACCUUGGAACUUCUGGUGGGUUGAAGAAGUCUGGCGCUGGCGCCUCGUACCGGAGGCCGAAGCCCCAGAUUGGGGAAGCUACUUCCGCAAGGCCUUUUCCAUACCUUUCUAUGGCUUCUCUGAUGGUAGCCUGGGCGAGAAACUGGAAAGGCUCUAUGGUGGUGCCCAGAACGGCUUCCAAGACAUCCCUGAAUUCCAGGCUGAACGAAGGGAGCAGCCAGUCUUCAAUUCCUUGCUGUUUGAGACCAUCUAUUCCUAUUCAGAGGUGUGUUUGGUUUUGCGAGGCGACACGGCGGAUGGCACCAAGCGCCUCUGGGACGCCAUGACGCGUGGAUGUCUUCCAGCCUUUGCUUCAACAUCAGAUUAUUGGCCAAUGUUGCCCUUCCCGGACAAGGUGCCUUGGGCUGACUUCAGUUUCUUCUUCUAUGGCGUGAACUCCACCUUGGCUGCUGCGCGUGUCCUCGGUGCCCUGCAGCAUGUGCCACAGCGCCUCUUGCGGCGCAAGCGUCAGCAUUUGCUGCAGUGGCUGCCCUCCCUGGUGACCACCGUGGACUGCACCAAUCGCAGUGGAUCCGCACGGACGGCGCUGGAACUGGCCAUGGAGGAGGCCUUUCAACGUUCGAGCGAAUACCAACUACUCAACGGCCAGAGAAAAUCCUGCACUGUGCGGCGGGAGUUGAACUGUCAAUGGGGUAAAUGGACGGGACCUUCCAGUGUUUGA
This is a messenger RNA of Cladocopium goreaui, 1482 nucleotides long. The record is from the annotation of a GenBank genome assembly. Lineage: Eukaryota; Dinophyceae; Suessiales; Symbiodiniaceae.